AUGGUGUCUUGCACCUUGAGCGCUCACAACCCAGGGCUCUCCAUUUUGGUGUGGAUCCCAGGCCUGGAGCAGUUCCAUGUAUGGAUUGGGAUUCCCUUCUGCUUGAUCUAUGUUGUUCUUCUCUACCUCAUCGUGGUGGAGCGCAGCCUUCACGAGCCCAUGUUCUUCUUUCUCUCCAUGCUGCCCACAACUGAUCUAAUCCUGUCUACAGCUGGUGUGCCCCAAACCCUCAGGAUCUUCUGGCUAGACGCUCGAGAAAUCACAUUCCCCGGGUGCCUGACGCAAACGUUCUUCCUGCACGACAGUUUUGUCCUGGAUUCAGCCAUUCUGAUGGCCAUGGCGUUUGAUCCCUACGGGGCCAUCUGUUCCCCUUCCACGAUCUUAACGCUCAGGACCAUCAUCGAGAUGGCAGUGGGUAUCUCCUGGUGCAGCUUCUGCAGCAUCCUGCUGACACGCCUCCCGUUCUGUGGGACACGCAUCAUCCCCCACACAUACUGUGAGCACAUAGGUGCUGCCCGAUUGGCCUGUGCGGACAUCUCCAUCAACAUCUGGUACGGCUUCUGCGUUCCCAUCAUGACGGUGAUCUCAGACGUGGUCCUGAUUGCUGUCUCCUACACUCUCAUCCUCCGUGCAGUGUUUCGCGUCCCUUGCCAAGAUGCAUGCCAGAAGGCCCUGGGCACCUGUGGUUCCCACGUCUGUGCUAUUCUCAUGUUUCAUACACCUGCCUUCUUCUCCAUGCUUGCCCAUCACCUUGGGCACAGGGUUCCCCGCACCUUCCACAUCAUAUUUGCCAACCUCUACAUUGUUAUCCCACCUGCGCUCAACCCCAUUGUCUAUGGAGUGAAGACCAAGCAGAUCAGAGAGAAGAUCCUAUUGUUGUUUCCCCUCAAAAGUACAGAAUGA
This is a messenger RNA of Dipodomys spectabilis (banner-tailed kangaroo rat), 903 nucleotides long. RefSeq names its product olfactory receptor 52H1-like. Lineage: Eukaryota; Metazoa; Chordata; Mammalia; Rodentia; Heteromyidae. Gene Ontology annotation, cellular component: membrane. Gene Ontology annotation, biological process: G protein-coupled receptor signaling pathway. The record is from RefSeq and is a predicted model, not a curated record. Gene Ontology annotation, molecular function: olfactory receptor activity.